AUGAGGUCGAUUUUCUGUGGGAAUUUUGAUUAUGAUGCUCGGCAGUCGGAACUCGAACGUCUUUUCAAAAGAUAUGGGAAGGUUGAUAGGGUUGAUAUGAAGUCGGGAUUUGCUUUUGUUUACAUGGAGGAUGAAAGAGAUGCGGAAGAUGCCAUUCGUGCUCUAGACAGAAUUGAAUUUGGCCGAAAGGGCCGUAGGCUUCGUGUUGAGUGGACGAAGCAAGAAAGGAGCAGCAGGCGACCAGAAAGCAGUAGAAGAUCCUCAUCUAGCCUGAGGCCUUCGAAGACCCUAUUUGUAAUCAACUUUGAUCCCUAUCAUACUAGAACAAGGGAUUUGGAGAGGCAUUUUGAUCCUUAUGGGAAAAUAUCAAAUGUAAGAAUCAGGAGGAAUUUCGCCUUUGUGCAGUUCGAAUCUCAAGAAGAUGCGACAAAAGCUUUAGAUGCUACCAACAUGAGCAAACUUUUGGAUCGUGUCAUCACUGUUGAAUAUGCUGCCAAGGACGAUGACGACAGGCGAAACGGGUACAGUCCUGACCGAGUCCGUGAGAGAUCACCAAGGAGCGGGUAUGAAAGGGCAAGAUCCCCCAGUCCACGUAGGAGAGAUAGGGAAAGUCCUGAUUACGGGCAUGGUCGUGCCCGUAGCCCUAGCCCACACCAUAGAGAGCGAGCGAGCCCGGACUAUGCUCGUAGGCCCAGCAGGAGCCCCAGCAGGAAGGAAAAGGACUCUUACCGUGGUCGUGGCAGAAGCCCGAGCCCCAGGAAGGGGAGAGAUGUUGAUUACCACCACAGACGCAGCCCGAGCCCUCGGAAGGACAGGGACUCUGAUUCCCACCGCCAUCAUAAGCGUAGCCCGAGUCCUCAAAGGGAGAGGUCCAAUGGUGACAACGGCCAUGGGCCCAGCCGGGCCAACGCGAGCCCAGGAUAUGGGCAUGGACCCAGUCCAAGUCCCAAAAGAGAGGAUCAUAGGGAGAAGGCAAUGAGCCCAGAUGACUAUGGUCGUGAGAAAAGUCCUGCCUAUAGUGAUGCAGAAAGCCCUCCUCGUGAGCAUGGGUAUGGGAGUCAAUCGCCUGGGGCGCGAGAGCUUGAAAACUAG
This is a messenger RNA of Striga hermonthica, 1092 nucleotides long. NCBI's taxonomy places the organism in Eukaryota, Viridiplantae, Streptophyta, Magnoliopsida, Lamiales, Orobanchaceae. The record is from the annotation of a GenBank genome assembly.